UUAUGGAAUAAAUAGAAUUAUGAAUGUGUGACAUCCUUUUUCGAUUAUUACAUGAACGAAACUAUUGCCUUAAAUGAAUUUCGGGGCAAUACUUGGGAUGAAUAUUUUGAAAAUCUUGACAAAUCCCAAAAUUUCGUUACUCCAAACGUAAAUACUCAUAUUUCAAAAUUUAAAUUUAAAGAUUUAAUUUAUUACGGGCAUUUUUCACCUUGCUGGAAUCAAAACUUUAACCUCGUUAUAUGUGAUAUAUGUUCAAAAGUAUUAUUACCUCAAGCAUUUUCAAGACAUUUCCGAAAAAGGCACAGUGAUAUUUUACCUAACGAUGGACUACUCGAGGACCACACGGUAAAAUUUACAACCUCUACCAAGUCUACUUCUUUUUGUUCUCCUUCUGUUAAACUUAAAAUUCCCAUUUGCUCAAACUAUGACAAUAAUAACGUUAUUAACGUUCCAAAUCUUAAAUAUUCACGAACAGUGCGACAAAAUAUCAAAAGUCUUCGAGAUAAACUGGUAUCUAACGAUAAUAUCAAUACAUACGAUUAUAAUUUGAUACGCGGAGCUAAUGAUAAUACUACAAAUUGUAUUUGCAAUGAUGCCUAUGGGAUGGCUAGGAAAAGGCCAAAAGUUCCUGGGAGAAAAGCAAGUUCCAAAGAAAGUGAUAACUCAGUUAAAACUACUCGCGAUAUCAGUAUCAUAUCACGGUUCCUCCAUCCUUCAGCUUCAAACAUCUCUAUAAUAAAUUCUUCGCCCUUGCCUUCAGUUCACACGAAUCAGCAACAGUUCUCUCUACCUAAGAUUUCUUAUAAUUUGAGAAACGCCAACAACGAUUACCUUAAUUAUUUCAAAGACGACUCAAACGAUCUACCUGCCUUCUAUACCAAAAAACAUUUGGAACCAAAUUUAGAUGAACAUAAUAUUACCAUUCUAGGUGGGGCACCAUUUUCUACAUCACUAAAUAAUAAUAUCUCUAAACAACCCAGUCUUAAGCUAGUUUUUAGGAAGGUAGUUAGGAAAAAUGACGAUCCGUUAGAUACAAACAAUUUAAGCGAUAACCAAAGUAAUUGUCAAAGUUCAAAAUACAAUUCACAUAUCUCAAAUGGAAAUAAUAGUAUUGGAAACAUCGAUUAUGUUCAAAGUUAUGAAGUCGUACCUAACCUUUCUUCUAAAAACAGCCCACCAAACUUUGGCAAAUGUCAUGAAAUUAAGUGCGAAGAUGAAGAAAUGCCACUUGCUCUUUUAUUGGAAAUGUCGCAUUAUUCCAAUAUCUAUAUUGACCGCAUCGAAUUCGAAAGCGAAGAAGAGAGAAAUAACAUUAGGAAAAUCAGAGACCUUAACCGGACGAGACUUAAAUUGGAAGAAAGAAUUUCUCGACUAGAGCGUGAAUUAGUUCGCUACGAUGAGCUUAUGCACUGUUCCGAAUCCAUCGAUAUACAAAACGAACACUUUAUCGAUAUUUUAAAACCAUUAACCAAAAUUUGUGAUCAAGAGUUUAACGGCAAUAAUAUCGACGAUAGAGUCCGGAGCUUCUCGACAGAAUCUGCUUACGUCGAUAUUGAUAUUAGUAAUUCGAACCAAUCACCUUAUUAUGUCAGUGCUAUAAUCGAUUCUGAACCAAACGCAAUCAAACUUGGCGACAUAUUUUUAACGAACAAGAAGAAAAGGGCUGAAAAGGACAAGAAAAUGAGAAGGAAAAAGAAAAAACAUAAAAUGGAAGAUUUUGAGUGUCCCGAUAACGCCAGUAAUGAAACUCAAUCCAUACCUUUCACAAAGGAAUUAUCGAAUCAUACAAUCAUUCCAAGUUUUAUCACUUCUGCUCACGAGAACCCAAACAUACAUUUCUCCGAAACAUACUAUCCUUCAUCUAGCGACUCAAUAUUAACCAUAUAUACAGAUACGCCAAAAAUAAUAUAUUCUCAGUCCGUUCCUGCUAAUUUGCACGAUUUAAUAUUACUAAACAGCAGCUUAUUUUGUCAAAACAUGACAAUUCUCAAUGGCUAUGAUACCGCUAGCUCGAAUAUCGAUUAUUAUCCUCAUUCUAGCACGUUACAAAACGAAGAUAAUAUACCCACUUCUCAAAUCGAGUUUUCUUUGUCCGAUUCUUGUCACGCCGAGACCAUCAUAAGAUCGCUAAAUAUUAUCGAAAAGAAUUGCAGAAACAUGGAGGAAAAAAAGGAUCCAUCCAAUAAUUACCACCUACCCAAUAAAUCGUUUUACAGCCCUGUCAAAAAUAAUAUUCCUUUAUCGCGUUCUUCAAAUUUGCUUCCAAUAAACGAAUCGAUCCAAUAUCCCACAACACUUUUAGCUUCUGUUAUGCAUUUUAAUUCCAAUUUUAUUCCCCAACCUCAAAUGGGUAAUAAUAAUUUUUAUACGGCGAAUUCUGCCGAUCUUUUUUCGAUAUCUCACUCGGGGCCCUUUUGCCAAAAAUUGCCUACCUUUUUGCACACUGACACGCCUCACCAUUCAUUUUCAUUUCAAUCAUCCUAUUCUGGAUUUCCCUCUGGCAGCAGCCAGAACUACAACAACGAUAUUUCGGAGCCGGGACAUAACCUUAAUAAUUUAAUUGAUAAAAAAUCGCUUCCACACUUCUACCCGCAUUUAUAUAACCCGAUAAUAGAAAUAUCACCCAAAAAAACUCUUUGUUAUCCACCUUAUCCCCUUGCGACAACUACAAAUUUAAAACUUACAAAUUCUGAUUUAAUUUCGCCCUUGGACCCAUUGAAACAGAAUACCAUUCAUUAUCAUUAUUCGCAACUCCUACGCGACAGGGUAUCCAACGAAUCACCUCUUUUUCAAAAGAUCCGAGAAUUAAAUACUCUAGCUCCUAUAAAUUUGAUAGCCAAGAGUUUUGACAAAUCCGAAAAUAUACUUCACAACACCCAAAACAACACCUAUUAUCCUAAAAAUGGAUAUGUAUCUCUAAACCCCUAUAAUUCUUAAAUGUCAGCUUGAAUUAUAUGCAUUCAACCUGAUUUUUAACGUAAAUUAGUUAAUCUUAAUAGUAUGUUCGUGAUCUUAUAUUUUUAUAUAUUCACAAUUUGAUAUUAUUCAGCAUUACUUUAUGAUAUUUCUUCCAUCAAUUCGUUUUUUUAGUGAUACUAUUUACAAAUUAUAUUUAUGAUUAAAAUAUUUUUUUAAACUAUUUUACAAAUUCUUGAUAACAUGUGUAACUGGUGAAUCCUUACUAAAACAUUUUGGCCUUGCCGCGCUUUUAAAAAACACUCCAAAUAAAUAAAUUAAGGAAAUUAUUAAUAUUAUGGUAUUUAUUAUCGCAUUUUUUGAGCAAAAUGUAAACUUUUGUUUCAUACGUAUUGCUUUUGAUCUUAAUAUACACAUCUUGAUAAUUCAAACAUUGAUAAAAAUAACACGCUACUAAUCGGAACCUAUAGUAUUGUUUUAAUAGUUAUAAACAUAGUGACCAUUCUCCCCUCCCCCACAAUAUUAUCUUUAUUUAUAUGAUAUAUACGCAAAGAAUUAUAAUGUAAUAAUAUAUAAUAAAAUUAAUUUCAACUGCCGUCAUUAAAUUAUACAUAACACAUUAAACAUAUUAUAUCGCGGAUAUAUUUUGAAGAAAAAAAACCUUACGUAAAAUAAAAUUGCAAAAUUUGUGAAUAAUUUUUUUA
Messenger RNA from Gordionus sp. m RMFG-2023, 3620 nucleotides. RefSeq lists its product as uncharacterized. The coding region runs from base 52 to 2937 and encodes 961 amino acids. The record is from RefSeq and is a predicted model, not a curated record. The transcript is spliced from 6 exons. Lineage: Eukaryota; Metazoa; Nematomorpha; Gordioida; Chordodea; Parachordodidae.